AUGCUGGCCUCUUUCCAAUUUUGCAUCCUCCCAAGAACCUACCGCACUCUCUUGUGUUCUGCAGGAGCUGGCCCAUUGCUGAUUAUCCAGUUCGUCACCGUGGCAUCAGCGCUCGCGCUGGCGCCUACCGCCGUUGUUGCUCGCCAGGGCGCCGCUGCCUUCGUCACAGUGAACUCGAUAGACGUUUGUCCCAAAAAGGUGGCCCAGGAAAUCAUCAAUCCGGGACCGAAGGUAGUUACCACGCCCUACACUUGCGAUCAAGUGAAGCUCGGUCAUGGCCUGGACGUGUCCUACUACAACUUCGACAUCGAGCCCCUCACCAAGGACACCUUUCCUUACUGCAAGGCUCUCAAGGUCUUUGACAACGAAGGUUGCCUGGGCUUCCCUACUUUAUGGAUCCCCCUCGAGAGCCCACUUGAGGACAAGUGCAUCCCUGAACACUACUUCAGCGACGAAGUGAAGUCUAUCUCGUUCCAGCUUGAUUGCCGCGAGGACGCCCCUGUCAAGAAGGAGCCAUAUGGCCCUAAGGAGGGGGCUGAACAAUCUGCACCGCAGGCAGAGCAUAGUACUAAGCAGGACGCUCAACAGGGUUCUCACCAGGGACAGGAGGUGCAGAACAGCCCUAAGCAGGAGGCUCGCCAAGGUUCCAGGCCGGCAGAGGCUGCUCCUAAGCAGGAGCAGGAAGCUGAGCAAGCUUCUGAGGCAGCGCCCGAGAAAAAGGCCUCAAACCCUGCUGACAGUCUCGGCCUGGGCGAACUCACAAAGGUGCUCGGUUUCCGGUGA
This is a messenger RNA of Aspergillus fumigatus Af293, 783 nucleotides long. Lineage: Eukaryota; Fungi; Ascomycota; Eurotiomycetes; Eurotiales; Aspergillaceae. The record is from RefSeq and is a predicted model, not a curated record.